Chrysochloris asiatica (Cape golden mole) is the source of this 3114-nucleotide messenger RNA. It is a transcript of the gene LVRN, whose product is annotated as aminopeptidase Q-like. Gene Ontology annotation, cellular component: cytoplasm. The transcript has 20 exons. Gene Ontology annotation, biological process: proteolysis; peptide catabolic process. Gene Ontology annotation, molecular function: zinc ion binding; peptide binding; metalloaminopeptidase activity. NCBI's taxonomy places the organism in Eukaryota, Metazoa, Chordata, Mammalia, Afrosoricida, Chrysochloridae. The coding region runs from base 1 to 2979 and encodes 992 amino acids. The record is from RefSeq and is a predicted model, not a curated record.
AUGGGGCCCUCUUCCAGCUCCGGCUUCUAUGUGAGCCGGGUGGUGGCCGCUCUGUUGGCGGGACUGGCAGCCGUGCUUCUGCUAGCGCUGGCGGUGUUUGCUGCCCUGUACGGUCAGUGCGCUCGCGUUCAGCCGUCGGAGAUGUGUGGUCGCGGGGUCCCCUUUGUCGCCACCUCUCCGCGGAACGGUGGAGAGGCACCUCCGCUAACUUCGAAGCCUGACCCUGCUCGGGAACCGGCGGUGGCGUACACUCCGCGCAACUGGCGACCCCCGGGGCCCUGGGACCAGCUGCGCCUGCCGUCCUGGAUCGUGCCACUGCACUACGAGCUGGAGCUGUGGCCUCGACUGCGGCCGGACGACCUUUCCACGACUUCUUUGAUAUUUACCGGCCGCGUGAACAUCACCGUGCGUUGUGCUGUGUCCACGACGCGGUUGCUGCUUCACAGCCUCUUCCUGAACUGUGAGCAUGCCGAGGUGCAGGGUCCCCUAUCCUCGGAGUCCGGGGACGCCACUGUGGGCACUGUGCCUAUAAACGACGUGUGGUUUGCGCUAGACACACAGUACUUGGUACUAGAGCUUGGCGAGGCCUUGCAACCUGGGAGCCACUACAAACUGCAGCUCAGCUUCUCCGGCCUGGUGUACCAGGACACCAGGGAGGGGCUCUUUCUCAACGUCUACACUGAUCAGGGCGAACGCAGGGCCCUGUUAGCAUCUCAGAUGGAGCCCACAUUUGCUCGGAAUGUUUUCCCUUGUUUUGAUGAGCCAGCUCUGAAGGCAACCUUUAAUAUUACAAUUAUACAUCACCCAAGUUAUGUGGCACUUUCCAACAUGCCAAGACUAGGUCAGUCUGAAAGAGAAGAUGUGAAUGGAAGCAAAUGGACAAUUACUACCUUUUAUACCACACCCCGAAUGCCAACAUACUUAGCUGCAUUCGCUAUAUGUGACUAUGACCAUGUCAACAGAACUGAAAGGGGCAAGGAGAUACGCAUCUGGGCCCGAAAAGAUGCCAUUGCAAAUGGGAAUGCGGAUUUUGCUUUGAACAUCACCGGCCCCAUCUUCUCUUUUCUGGAAGAUUUAUUUAACAUUAGUUACCCUCUUCCAAAAACAGAUAUAAUUGCCUUACCUAUUUUUGACAAUCGUGCAAUGGAAAACUGGGGAUUAUUGAUGUUUGAUGAGUCAUUAUUGUUGCUGCAACCAAGUGAUCAGCUGACAGGAAAGAAGACUGUGAUCUCCUACAUUAUCUCCCAUGAGAUUGGACAUCAGUGGUUUGGAAACUUGGUUACCAUGAGUUGGUGGAACAAUAUCUGGCUCAAUGAGGGAUUUGCCUCUUACUUUGAGUUUUGCAUAAUUAACUACUUCAAUCCUAAACUCCCCAAAAACGAGGUCUUUUUUUCUAACAUUUUACAUGGUGUCCUCAGAGAAGAUCACGCCUUGGUGUCAAGAGCUGUGUCCUUGAAAGUGGAAAAUUUCACAGAAACGAAUGAAAUAAAUGAACUCUUUGACUUAUUUACUUACAAUAAGGGAGCGUCCAUGGCCCGGAUGCUUUCCAGUUUCCUGAAUGAGAAUUUGUUUAUUGGUGCACUCAAGUCAUAUUUGGAGACAUUUUCUUACUCAAAUGCAGAACAGGAUGAUCUCUGGAGGCAUUUUCAAAUGGCUAUAGAUGACCAGAGUAAAAUUCUUUUGCCUGCAACAGUAAAAACUAUAAUGGACAGCUGGACACAUAAGAGCGGUUUUCCAGUUAUCACCUUAAAUGUAUCCUCUGGUGUCAUGAAACAGGAGCCAUUUUAUCUUGGAAAGGUUAAAAAUCAGACACAUCUAACCCACAAUGACACAUGGAUUGUCCCUAUUCUUUGGAUGAAAAAUGGAACUAUACAGUCUUUAGUCUGGCUAGAUGAAAGCAGCAAAGUAUUCCCUGAAAUGCAAGUUUCAGAUUCUGACCAUGAUUGGGUGAUUUUAAAUUUUAAUAUGACUGGAUAUUAUAGAGUUAAUUAUGAUAAAUUGGGUUGGAAGAAAUUAAAUCAACAGCUUGAAAAAGAUCAUAAGGGUAUUCCUGUUAUUCACAGAUUGCAGCUGGUUGAUGAUGUCUUUUCCUUGUCUCGAAACAAUUAUAUUGAGAUUGAAACAGCACUUGAUAUAACCAAGUACCUCGCUGAAGAAGAUGAAAUCAUAGUAUGGCAUGCAGUCUUGGCAAAUCUGGUAACCAGGGAUCUUAUAUAUGAUGUGAACCACUAUGAUAUAUACCCAUUAUUAAAGAAAUAUCUAUUAAAGAGACUUAACUCAAUAUGGAAUAUUUAUUCAGCCAUCAUUCGUGAAAACAUGGCAGCAUUGCAAGAUGACUAUUUAGCCCUCAUAUCACUGGAGAAACUUUUCAAAACUGCAUGUUGGUUGGGCCUUGAAGACUGUCUACAGUUAUCAAGAGAACUCUUCAUAAAAUGGAUAAACCAUCCAGAAAAUGAAAUACCUUAUCCAAUUAAGAGUGUGGUCUUAUGUUAUGGCAUUGCCUUGGGAAAUGAUAAAGAAUGGGACUUUUUGUUAAAUAUCUACACUAAUCAAACCAAGGACGAAGAAAGAAGUCAACUUGCUUAUGCUAUGAGCUGCAAUAAAGACCCAUGGAUACUUAAUAGAUACCUGGAAUAUGCCAUUACUACAUUUCCAUUUAAUUUUAAUGAAACAAAUAUAAUCAAUAUUGUGGCAGCAUCUGAAGUUGGCCGAUACAUUGCAAAGGACUUUUUAGUCAAUAAUUGGCAAGCUGUGAGAGAAAGGUACGGAUCACAAUCAUUGGUUACUCUGAUGUAUAUUAUUGGGAGAACCGUAAGUACAGAUUUGCAGAUUAUAGAGCUGCAGCAGUUUUUCAGCAAUAUGUUGGAGGAGCACCAAAGGAUCACAGUUCACGCCAAAUUACAAACAAUAAAGAUGGAGAAUCUCAAAAACAAAAAACGGAGUACCAGGAUAGCUGGAUGGCUGCGGAAAAACACAUAGCUCAGUGGUCAUUUUUGCAUACCUCAUGCACACAUUAUAAUGUUGUUUGCUCACAGUUUUGUCAUCCAACACUUUGUGACUCUAGAGGACCACACAUCUUGUUAUUUGUAAAUCAGUUUUUCCCACAUUGUCAUA